This is a messenger RNA of Beta vulgaris subsp. vulgaris (sugar beet), 3170 nucleotides long. RefSeq names its product pentatricopeptide repeat-containing protein At3g48810. The transcript is spliced from 3 exons. Gene Ontology annotation, molecular function: protein binding. Lineage: Eukaryota; Viridiplantae; Streptophyta; Magnoliopsida; Caryophyllales; Amaranthaceae. The record is from RefSeq and is a predicted model, not a curated record. Bases 201 to 2192 code for a protein of 663 amino acids.
ACUCUGAAUUACAUUUUCUACACUCUUCAGUAGUUCAGUCUACACUCCAGCAAUUGAGAACCCAAUUGUCUAAUAUCGUCGGCUUGCUUUCCAGGUAACAGUUUCUCAGCUUUCUUCUUCCUCCUUAAUUCACUAAUUCUGGGUUCCUGUUAUCUUCUGCUAAUUUAUCUAUCCAAAUUCAUUGUUUUUGUGUUAGAAUUAUGUAUUUGAAAGAUGGGUGUUCUUUAUUAUUGAAAGUUCAAAAACCUUCAAUCCCUUUUCUUCUCAACAAAAGGAACCCAAUUCCUAAUCUUAAACCUUACCUCGAAACCAGCAAAAACAAUCUCAACGAAAAUAUGGUUGUUAAGAAUUUGGUACAAGAACCUGAUAUUAGCUUAGCUUUGAGUUAUUUUAAGUAUAUAUCCAAUUCAAAUUCUUUUAGACACACCCCAAGAACCUACAGAAUCAUUGUUCAAAAACUUGGAAAACAUGGGGAUUUAGAUGGUGUUCAGUAUUUUUUGCAACAGAUGAAAUUAGAGGGUGUUAGUUGUUCUGAGGAUUUGUUUGUUGAUUUGAUUGGUUAUUAUAAGAACAAGGGUUUAGCUGAGCAGGCCUUGAAAAUGUUCUAUAGGAUUCGGGAUUUCGAUUGCAAGCCAACGGUUAAGAUUUAUAAUCAUUUAUUGGAUGCUUUGCUUGCUGAGAAUAGGUUUAAGAUGAUAAAUCCCCUUUAUGGUAAUAUGAAGAAGGAUGGAAUUGAGCCGAAUGUGUUUACUUAUAAUGUUCUGAUGAAAGCGUUGUGUAAAAAUGGUCGCGUUGAUGGUGCACGUAAGCUGCUUAAGGAAAUGUGUAAUAAGGGUUGUGCGCCAGAUGAUGUUAGCUAUACAACAAUCGUAUCGUCCCUUUGCAAGGAUGGGAAGGUCCAGGAAGCUAAAGAGCUUGCUGACUCUUUUUCUCCGGUUGUACCGGUUUAUAAUGCUUUGAUAAGUGGGUAUUGUCAAGAUGGAAACUUUGAGGAGGUAUUUGCUUUGUUGAAUGAAAUGUUGGCAAGAGGGUUGGAUCCUAAUGAGAUUACAUAUACAAUAGUAAUCAACGCUCUCUGCGAUACUGGGAAGGUUGUGUUGUCGAUGGCCGUUUUAGGGAAGAUGUUUUCAAGAGGAUGUGAACCCAAUAUUUAUACAUUUACUUCAUUAAUGAAGGGGUUUUUCUCCAGAGGGAGAUUACGUGAAGGUUAUGAUGUGUGGAAGAGAAUGGUAAGGGAGGGAGUUGCGCCGAAUACUGUUGCUUAUAACACUUUAAUUUGUGGUUUAUGUUUGAAUAGUUCCGUGGUUGAAGCUGUAUCUCUUCUCCACGAAAUGGAGAGAACACGUCGCAUACCGAAUGUGACAACUUAUAGUACCCUUAUAGAUGGUUUUGCAAAGUCGAAUGAUCUAAUUGGUGCAUCUGAAAUGUGGAAUCGGAUGAUAAGAAGUGGGUGCCACCCCAAUGUUGUCACAUAUACAUGCAUGGUUGAUGCCCUUUGUCGAGUUGAGAUGUUCGAUCAGGCUCAAGAUUUCAUUGAUAGUAUGAUGCGAGAAAAUUGCACUCCUAAUACUUUGACAUUUAACACAUUUAUAAGAGGAUUAUGCCAUGGUGGAAGAGUUGAUUGGUCCCUAAAGGUGUUUAAUAUAAUGCCAAGGUACAGUUGCUGUCCAGACACUACGACAUUUAAUGAGCUUUUGGAUGGUCUUUACAGGUCAAACUGCUUAGAAGAGGCUCUUGGGCUAUUUAGGGAGAUGGAAAGAAUGGAGAUUGAGUGGAAUCUAACAACGUGCAAUACAACUAUACAUGGAUUUUGCCAACUGGGCAGAUUUAGGGAGGCACUGCUGGUGGUAGGCAAAAUGUUGAGGAAAGGAAUCAAACCUGAUAUUAUUACUUACAAUACUUUGAUUAAUGCUUAUUGUCAACAUGGCAGCGUCGAAAGGGCCAUUCAACUGCUGAAUGCAAUGAAGGCAGGAGAGUGGCACCCAGACUUGGUUUCUUAUACUAGUAUCAUAUGUGGUUUCAGUAAAUGGAAUGAUACAGAUAAGGCUGUAGAGUUUCUUCAGUUGAUGAUGAAUGAAGGAUUUGUUCCAAAUAUUGCCACAUGGGAUAUGUUAGUUCGAAGUUUAUUCAGCAAUACAGGAUGUUUCUACCAAGAAUCUAUAAAUGAACUGGAUAUUGUCGCAGGAGAAUAACAUCAGAAGUCCUGUGCACUUCGUCCGCUACUCCGCUGUGUUAAGGUAUGCUGGAUUUGAGGAUCACUACCAUUUAUCAUUCAACAUGAGUAACCUCAUCUACCAACCUUACUUCUGAGAAAUGAGGUACAUUCUAUGAUCAAGGUGCCUACUUUUUGGGUCUAGCAGGUCAAAACAAUUUACGUAUAUCUGUGGGAAUCUAAACUCUCGAGGGAUAGUUGUUUUUUGCUUCUUAGAGCACACUUGCCAUUGGAGCAAAUCCUGGGGAUUGUUGUUGGCUCUGCAGAGAAUAUGUAUGUCUGGAUUGCAAUGGGUUAAAAGGUAAGCGUGUUUCUCAUUUCUCUCUUUAAUAUUACUAUGAGAAAGAGGAUCCUGGAAUAUAAUCAGUAUUCAGAUGUCCUUUCAGAAGAUUCAAUGUUUUGAGAAGGAGCUGUUAACAGAAAUUAACUGAAGCGGACAGUUUGACCUUACUCGGGCAUAUAUUCAUUCAGGGUGCAUCAUGCAAUAUUUGAUACUCAUUCUUAGAUAGGCAUGGCUGUGGGGCCGAUUGAUACUCGUUAUGCAUGCUAACACUUAUCAUGGGAUACUUGAUGUCUGAGCCUCUGAGGCACAGAAUAAUUAAGAAGAGGAAGGUUUGAUGAAGAACCAAAACUGAUCGGCGUUGUUGGAGGAAAUUGUUGAUCAGGUCAGCAAGACGAGAAUGAAGAACCAAAUUACAAAUUUUGAUUUCCAUUGUAGCCGAUGUUGGGAAGCAGCAGCGUAAGUUCUAGCCGUAGGAGAAGAGGAAAGACAUUCUAUGCAGAGCUCCCUUGUCUUGGUCAUUCGUGCAUCAUAGCAAAUGAUUUUGUUUACUUUUGUCCAUUAUAGCUUUGAUCCUAUUGAGCCAAUAUAAGUGGUCAUUUGGUUGUACAUAUGAAGUAUCUCUUCUUGUAAAGGUUUGAUUCCCAUGAGAAGGAAGACAAAUUAUUUGGUUGACCA